Messenger RNA from Habropoda laboriosa, 1300 nucleotides. Its product is annotated as protein transport protein sec31-like. The transcript has 5 exons. The record is from RefSeq and is a predicted model, not a curated record. NCBI's taxonomy places the organism in Eukaryota, Metazoa, Arthropoda, Insecta, Hymenoptera, Apidae. The annotation marks the transcript as partial.
ACAGUACGCAUCGACCGCUCGAUGGUACAUCGUCGACUUCGAUAUUCAAGCAUACAGUAACAGUAACAGUAAAAGCGCCUAUUCAAGGAAGAUGAACGUCAAACUAGUCUUGGUCUGCACGAUUCUCGUUUUGUUCGCGUUCGACGGAGAUGCAGUCAAGUCAAGUAGACGGAGAACCGGAAGUAGCGGAUGGGGAUUUUCAUCUCGUGGGACAACGCCUCGUCCUCGCUACUCGCAGAGCUCGAAUCAUCAAGCAGCAUCUCAACCUAGUAAAAAUGCUAAUAGAGACUUCUUAAAAGCUGAGGGAGGAGGAGCUACACGACCAAGUGGCUCACAACCAGGAAAAGUAGGAUGGAACGUGCCCGAUAAGAAACCACCAGUGACUAGUACCAAUACAGCGGCAAAACCAUCUGCACCUGUGAAUGAACAACUGUCUAAAUCUAGCGCUACAAACGUGCAAUCAUCUGGGUAUUCUCCAUCAGGUGGAUAUCCUCGUCAACCAGCCAACAAUCCUUACCAAACCAACGCCAGUCCUAAUCAAGCAUACAAUCCAUCAGUUGGCCAAGGUUACAACCCCUCAGUGGGUCAUGGUUACAAUCCACCACCUGGCUAUUACAGUCCUGGAGUAGGUGGUGGACACCCUCCUGCAUACGGCGCACAACCGUCCUAUGGCGGCUACAAUCCUGGUUUUGGACAGCCGUCGUACAGCCCGUCUAUGGGACAAUCUCCGCAAACGAUUUUGGUACAGGGAUCGAAGCCUGGAAUAGGACAAUUGGCAAAAGAGGCGUUCGUUUUCGCUGGCGUGAGCGCUGGUGUGAAUGCGGCGGUGAACAGAUUGAUACCAGGUGGAAUUUAUGGCAACAGGGGCAGCGGAGGUGGAGGAGAAGCAGCGGUAGUUAGCGGUGUUCCCCAGACUCAGAUCACCUAUAAUAAUUAUUACAACAAUGGAACUGCACCUGUUGGAAACCCUGAACAACCUGCAGCUGCUGCUGCUGCUCCUGCUCCUGCAGCACAACCAGCUGCUGCGGCUAAUGCUGAACCCCCAGCAGUUCAGCCAUUAGCUCAACCGUCUUCUGAGACUCCACAAGCUGCACAAAGCAACGCUGGUACCAAUAGCGCGCCUCCAAGUAACGCCAACACUCAAGAUGCAGCGCAGAAUAAUCCUAAUCCAUUAGGAUUCGUUACGUCUAAUGAAGAUAUCAAGAAGCUGACAGAGAGUCUGUUCGAGAAAGAGCAGAACAGCGCUAUGAAGCAUAUAACGAUGAAUAUUCAAGGUCAGAAGAAGGAUGAUAGCAUCACU